This is a messenger RNA of Aphidius gifuensis, 3140 nucleotides long. RefSeq names its product protein smoothened (gene smo). Gene Ontology annotation, cellular component: cilium; dendrite; plasma membrane. NCBI's taxonomy places the organism in Eukaryota, Metazoa, Arthropoda, Insecta, Hymenoptera, Braconidae. Gene Ontology annotation, molecular function: transmembrane signaling receptor activity; patched binding. Gene Ontology annotation, biological process: central nervous system development; commissural neuron axon guidance; smoothened signaling pathway. The record is from RefSeq and is a predicted model, not a curated record. The coding region runs from base 127 to 3117 and encodes 996 amino acids. The transcript is spliced from 5 exons.
AAAAAAAACCUGGACCUCACACGUUGUGUUCCCCGCGUCUUCCAGGCAUUUGGGCCACCCACUAUCCUGAUGAAUAAUAAACACAGUGCUAUUAAAAUUUGGAUAAAAUAUAAAUAACGAAAAAUAAUGAAACCAAAAAAUACAACAAUACUCAUAAAGGGUAUUUAUAUUAUAUUUAUUAUAAUAAUUCUACAAUUAUCAAUUACUAUUGACAAAAUAUCAGCUGAAUAUAUAAAAACAAAUGUUACAAAUGAUUUCAUUGAUGAAAAUGAUAUAUGGAGUGAUAAAGAAAUAAGCCGGCGAAGUUUACCAAAAGAUUCAUAUCUGUCAAAUGUUGGUUUAUACUCAAUGAAUUGUGCCAGAGAUGCAAAAUGUAUUGAUGCUCCAAAUGCAACAUGUUUAGGAGCACCAUUGUCAUACAGCACAAUAUCAUUCGAUCUAUUACCAAAGUCAAUGUUACACAAUAACGUAUCAGAAACACUUUAUCUACUUCAAGGCUUAAGAUUUAUGCCAAAAUGUUGGGCAGUUGUUAGACCAUUUAUUUGCUCUUUAUUUAUGCCAAAAUGUUCAAAUAAUACAAUUGAAUUAUCAUCACCAAGUUAUUGUAAAAAAGUAACAACGAGAUGUAAAUUAUUGAUGAAUCAUCCAAUAUGGCCAAGCUUUAUUAAGUGUGAUAAUGAAACUUUAUUUCCAAAAUCAUGUCAAAAUGAACUUAGAGAUACAAAUUUAAAUUCUGGUAGUUGUCCAAAACCAUUAAUAUGGACUGAAAAUACAUUUGCUGUAUUUGAAGGUGUUGAAUCAUGUGCAAAACCAUGUGAAAAUCCAUUAUUUAGCCAAGAUGAACAUCAACAAAUUCAUUCAUUUAUUGCUUGGGGUGCUAGUAUUUGUGGUGGUUUAAAUUUAUUUACAAUAAUAACAUUUAUUAUUGGUUGGAAAAGUGCCAAUAAAUAUCCAGCAUUAGUUAUAUUUUAUAUAAAUUUUUGUUUUCUUAUAUCAUGUAUUGGAUGGUUGGUACAAUUUAUUCCUGGUAAUCGUGAACAUAUUGUUUGUCGUAAAGAUGGAACACCAAGAAUUGGUGAACCAAGUGGUGAAACAUUAAUGUGUGUUGGUGUAUUUAUAUCAAUUUAUUAUUCAUUAAUGGCAGCAACUGUUUGGUUUGUUAUAUUAACAUAUGCAUGGCAUAUGAGUUUUCAAGCAAUUGGUAAAAUUCAUGAUAAAAUUGAUAAAAAAGGUGCAUAUUUUCAUCUUAUGGCUUGGUCAUUUCCACUUGUAUUAACUGUUGCAAUAAUGGCCAUGGGAGAAAUUGAUGGUAAUAGUGCAACUGGUAUUUGUUUUGUUGGAUAUACUAAUCAUACUGUGAGAGGAUGGCUUGUACUUGGACCAAUUUUAACAGGAACACUUGUUGGUGGAUAUUUUUUAACUAGAGCUCUAAUAACACUGAUUUACUUGAAAAUAUCAAGUCAAAAAAUCAUAUCUGAACAUGCAAAUGCUAAAAUUCGUACGACAAUUAUUAGAAUGAUUCUAUUUACAAUAUUUACAUUGUCAACUGUUAUCAUUACUGUUUAUUGUCAUAUACAUGAAUUUUCAAAUUCAUGGAAAUGGAAUUCAAACUUCAGAGAAUACGUGAUAUGUUCAAUUACUGAAAAAUAUGGUGAUGAAUCAAAAUGUCGAUUGAGUUUCAAGCCAAGUGUACAAAGUGUACAACUUCAUUUGUUUGCUGUAUUUUUUGCUGGUGGUUUAAUGUCAACAUGGGUAUGGACAGAAUCUACAGUUGAUACAUGGGCUCGUUUUUUUCGUCGUAUAUUAAAUAAAGAAACAGAAGAGCCAAUAAAACUUCAAAAAUAUAAAGUUAUUCGUCAAGCAUUUGCUCAACGUAAAACAUUUAAUAAUGAUGGUCGUUUUUCUUUGAGUUUUCAUAAUACCCAUGAAGAUCCAGUUGGAUUAAAUUUUGAUUUUAAUUCAGAAGGUUCACAUGAUUUUAGUACAACAUGGGCAGCAGCAAUACCAAAAUUUGUAUUAAGAAGAGGUGCAAUAACUGGUGGCAAUCCAUCUGUAUCAAGUAAUCGUCGUAAUUCAGUUGAUUCAGAAAUAAGUUUUAGUGUAAGAUGUGUUUCUGUUGAAUCAAGAAGAAAUUCAUUAGAUUCACAAAUAUCAUUACACAUUGCUGAUUUUAAAGCAAGAAGAAAAGUUGAUUCAUCACAUCGUGGAAGACGUGGUAAACGAAGAAGAGAAUUUGGUAAAUCAAGAUCAACAAAAAUGGGACCAUUAUUUCGACGUGGUAGUACCACAUCACAAGAAAGCCAACUUAAUGCACAAAUUUUAUCAGCAAUGACUAUUGGUGGUAUAUCAACAAAUCAACAAGUACCAAAUAUGGAAAGAAGAUGGGCAACUGCUGGUUUAGAUGAAAAAACUUCAAAUAAAAUGGUAACUGAUGGUAAAAGUUUAGGAAUGUUAUUACCAUUUUUAUAUGGUGAUGAAAAUUUAAGUAGUGAAGAAAAAAAUAAUAUUGAUAUUGUUGAUAAAAAUAGAAAUAUUGAAGAUAAUGAUGAUACUAAAAAUGAUAAUAAUAGUGAUAGUGAUAGCAGUCAAGCUGAUGAAGAAACAAAAAUGUUAGAAAUUGAAGAACCACAAGAAACAAGUAAAAGUAAAAAUAGUAAUAAAAGUUUAAGAAAUCAAGAUGAUGUAAAAAAUAAAUAUUUUAUUCAAGAUGAAGAAAUUUUAAAGCAAUUUAUACAAAAUGAAUUAAAUAAUUGUACAAUUAAAUAUGAUAAUGAUAAAGAUAAACAUCGUAAAGCAGCUAUUGGUGAUUUAGCAUCAAGUAUAACAUCACAUUGUCCUGAAUUAACAAAAAUGAUUAAAUCAGAUGUACAAACAAAUUUACCAAAUUCAAUAAAUGCUAAAGAAAUGGCAACUCAAACAUCUUUACCUCUUGAAAUACUUGAAAUGGAAGCUGUUACUGAGAGCAUUGAUGAAAUAAUUAAUAAUAGAAAUUGUAGUUCGAAAAGUACACAAAUUUCUCCACAAUUAAAUAAAGGACAAAACAAAAAAAUUGAUGGUAAACAUACAUCUGGUAAAUCAACUAAAGAAUCACGACGUAAUGACAGAAACAAUAUGUAAAAAAAAACAUCAAUUAAUGACAA